CUCUCUCCCCCUCCAUCCCCCUCCUCCGCAGACAAUAACAACAUUUGGCCACGAGUCACCGAGCCCAUUCUUCCUGGGUAUCACGUGCAACCCCCCCUCUUGCUGUGCAGGAAUGGUUUAGCCCGUUACCGAGCAGGCAGCGAGGGAGCAGAGGAGUGGAGAGAGGGGGGGAGAGAACCACACAAAGAAAGCGAGCGGUCCUGAGGAGGACGUGAGCGGUGGUCCGACCGUAGAGACACACACAUGGAAGAAUAAAAUAUCCUGGAGAGCAGACAUCGUGUGUGUGUGUGUGGGUGUGUGUGUGUGUGUGUGUGUGUGUGUGUGUGUGUGUGUGUUGUGUGUUGACUGAAGCCGGAACACGGGGAGCUGAGCGGACGGAGCCGAGGGGAGCGAUCAAGUGAUUCGCACUGGGUUUGGUUCACACUGAGGACUUUCAUCAGGUCGCUCUCGGUUCGGGAGCGAUGGACCGGGAAGGUUCCUCCUCACAGCGUGGAGGAGGUGAAUAACAAUCUGCUCAAAACGGAUGUAUUCUGAGAGCGAGACAACCGAGAAACCACUAAAACGUCCAUGAUAAGUUUGGGAGGCGGUCCCGUCUCAGUGGUCCCGUCCCCCUGAUCCGGACCAGCCCGUCUCGACCAGACACCAAAUCUCUCUGUGACGUCACCGUCCCCCCCCUCACCCACCAUGACACUGACCAGCCAGCUGUUGCCCUUCAAGCUGGACCCCCCCGGCCUGCUGGGGGAGGCGGAGGCGGGGCUGAGGUGCGAGCAGGAGAUCGAGCGGCGCUACCAGAUUGUGCCGUCGGUGGUGUGCUCCAUGUGCUGCCUCUUCGGCGUCAUCUACUGCUUCUUCGGCUACCGCUGCUUCAAGGCGGUGAUGUUCCUGACGGGACUGAUGUUUGGCUCGGUGGUGAUCUUCAUGCUGUGCUACAAGGAGCGUGUGAUGGACACUCAGCUGAGCGUGGAGGCCUCGGUGGGCAUCGGCCUGGGCAUCGGCACGCUGUGCGGCCUGGUCACCAUGCUGGUGCGCAGCGUGGGGCUGUUCAUGGUGGGCCUACUGCUGGGGCUACUGAUGGGCGUGGUUUCCCUGGUGGUGAUGGAGGAGUUCUACCACCCCCAGACGGUGUGGGUGCCCCUGGGAGUCCUGCUGGGCUCCGGGACCCUGUUUGCCGUGCUGACCCUGCAGUGGCAGCGCUGCUUCGUCACGCUGUCCACCGCUACCUUCGGGGCGGCCGUCAUCACCGUCACCGUGGACUACUUCAUCGAGCUGUUCGCCCUGGUUUACUACAUCUACGAAAGGCUCAAGGUGGCGCCAAAGAGGCCCGUGUGUUGGUUCACCUGGGUCAUCCUGGGGGUGUGGCCUGUGCUGGCCCUCCUGGGUGUGCUCAUCCAAUGGAAAGUCACCGCCGAGGGAUACUCCCACACAGAGCUGGUCCUGAGCAGGCAGCAGCGCCGGGUGCAGUUGAUGCGUAUCCACCAGCGGGAGGAGCGCGUGAAGAAGGAGAAGGAGAGCAAGAAGAAGAAGAAGAAGCAGGGCCAGAAGCCCAGCCUCAAGGCGGGCCAGAAGAGCCAGUCCCUGCACCACCACCACCACCACCACCACCACAGCAGCAGCGGCGGAGGCGGUGGCAGCAGCAGCAGUGGCAGCCACCAGCAGUACCACCACCCGUCAGCUUCCCACCCCCACCACCAGACCCAGGGCUCCCACUCCACCAAGGCCCCCCCGCCCCAGACCGAGCCCGGGUACCACCGCAAGACCAACCCCGUGCGGCGCUUCGACGGGGACGUGCUGUCACCGAGCUAUAUCCGGAGCUUCAGGGACAGACAGACGGAUAGACGGGCCUACUCCCACACCAGGAUCAGCCGCUCCCGCAUGGCGGAGCUCGACUACGACUGUGGCUCCCAGGUGCCCCUCACGGCCCCUAGCGGGCCCCCAGUAUGCGUCUGACAGCCGCCUCGCUCACACACACACACUCACACACACACACACACACACACACACACACACACACACACACACACACACACACACACACACACACACACACACACACACACCUACACACACAUUACACCCAAA
This is a messenger RNA of Gadus macrocephalus (Pacific cod), 2079 nucleotides long. It is a transcript of the gene tmem198aa, whose product is annotated as transmembrane protein 198a. NCBI's taxonomy places the organism in Eukaryota, Metazoa, Chordata, Actinopteri, Gadiformes, Gadidae. Gene Ontology annotation, biological process: positive regulation of canonical Wnt signaling pathway. The transcript is spliced from 7 exons. Gene Ontology annotation, cellular component: plasma membrane; cytoplasmic vesicle. Bases 685 to 1947 code for a protein of 420 amino acids. The record is from RefSeq and is a predicted model, not a curated record.